Coregonus clupeaformis (lake whitefish) is the source of this 1333-nucleotide messenger RNA. RefSeq names its product neural cell adhesion molecule 1. The transcript is spliced from 10 exons. Gene Ontology annotation, biological process: cell adhesion. Gene Ontology annotation, cellular component: membrane. The annotation marks the transcript as partial. NCBI's taxonomy places the organism in Eukaryota, Metazoa, Chordata, Actinopteri, Salmoniformes, Salmonidae. The record is from RefSeq and is a predicted model, not a curated record.
CUCCACCGCAGUUGUAUUUCGCGCGCAAUUGCAUGCAGCAGGUGUCAAGGACUACAUCAAUCCAUUCAUUGAGGAUAGUGGCAACGUUGAGGUAGAAAUGGCUGAAUCGAUGCUCAUCUUGAGAAUGUGUUCCAUAAUGAUGGUCCUUGGUUUUUCAGAGUCCAAAAUGGAAAUCAUCACCCACACAGCAGAUGUGUUGCUGGGUGAGAAUUCCAUGCUCCUCUGCAAAGCUGGUGGGGAAGGAGAGAUCACCUGGCAGAAAGAUGGAGAGGAUGCUGAAGAUGAACAGGUUGAGAAAGUGGAUGAGACAUCGUCAAAACUGUUCAUCAGGAAUGCCAAGAUGGAGGAUACAGGACGGUACACAUGCCUCUGUGAAUUUGAGACAGGUCACAGAGAUGAUGUAUCCUUGACCAUCUUUGUCUACGAGCGGCCAUCUUUCGGGCAAACACCGGUCUACCAUGAGUUCCUGGAGGGUCAAGAUGCGGUUAUCACCUGCUUGGUCACUGGCAAGCCGGGGGUGGAAGUCAACUGGGAGAGGGACCAUCAGAAACUGCACUCUGACGGUCGGAUCACAAUACUGAAAGACAACUCUCUACAGAUCAAGAACAUCAACAGGAAGGAUCAUGGAUCCUAUACCUGUGAGGGCAAAAUCAAGGACCGGCACAUUUCCGAAAAGCUCGUCAUCACCAUUUUUGUCAACGUUCCUCCCACAGUGAAGAUCCAUGAGGAGGUGAAGAAUGUCAUGGCCGGACCAGAGACCAAUGUCUCCCUCAGCUGCCUGGUCGAGGGAGUCCCCCAACCGAACAUCACCUGGACAACCCCAGACUCUUCAGAUGAGUCCCGCUACAAGUACAACUCAGACAAGAGUGAGCUGAUUAUCUCGUCCGUAGUCAGGAGUGACUAUGGAGAGUACAUCUGCACGGCCAAGAAUAAGAUCGCAGAGAGCAGUGCCAUGAUCAUGCUGGAUGUCUCAGAGCAUCCAGUAGCAAUGCUGAGCCAGGAGAAGAUGGAGGUGGAGCCUGGCCAGACACUCUCAGUGUCCUGUAAUGUCUCAGGACACCCUAUGCCCGCGCUGCAGUGGGUCAGGAAGACCAACAAUGACCACCUCGUAAAAGUAGACGCUGGUGGAGGUCGAGUGAGAAUGGAGGAUGGCUAUGUCCUGGUCAUUGACAAUGUGACACCCUCUGAUGGAGGUCUAUACAGCUGCAUGGCUAUCAGUCCUGUUGGCAACACCUCCACAGACUUCAGCCUGCAGACCUGGCCAGGUAAAGCAUCCCAGGUGAGUGGCACCCCAGGGCCCACGUCGGUCCACUUCACCCUGGGGGGCUUCCCC